AUGGCUCUGACUUUCCUCUGCAAGGGUUGGUUACAAGGCCAUUUCGGCUCCGUGUGCGUUGGUUUGGGAAUGUGCUGCGAGAAAUUCUGCGCCACAGUGGUGCUGAUGUCGUCUCCAGCUAUGUCCGGUGGCAUUUUCCAUACCCUCAAGUCCUACGGCGUACCCCACGUCUUCGGAGUGCAGGGUGGCUUCAGCGGCCUAUCGGAGGAUGCCAACUGGAUCGAACUCACGCAUGACUUGGUGCAGGACAUCCACAACAAGCCCGGCAGCAUUUUGGCCAACGAGCGUGGUGAGGCGCGGCAUGCAGACAUGGCCCAGAUGCUCUUCCAGCGCAAUUGCAAGCAGUUCUUUAUCCUUGGUGGCGAUGGCGCUCACAAGGGCGCCCUGCAAUUGGCCUCGCCAUAUCCAGCCGUGCCCUGCACCGUGGACAACGACCUGAUGAUGGUCGACACCAGCUUCGGCUUUGACACCGCAUGCACCGAGGCAUGGAGCGGAGAACUAUAG
Molecule: messenger RNA, 504 nt
Organism: Cladocopium goreaui
Lineage: Eukaryota; Dinophyceae; Suessiales; Symbiodiniaceae
Source: the annotation of a GenBank genome assembly